Messenger RNA from Populus trichocarpa (black cottonwood), 973 nucleotides. RefSeq lists its product as uncharacterized. The coding region runs from base 171 to 881 and encodes 236 amino acids. The record is from RefSeq and is a predicted model, not a curated record. The transcript has 3 exons. Lineage: Eukaryota; Viridiplantae; Streptophyta; Magnoliopsida; Malpighiales; Salicaceae.
UUAAGCUGUUAAGCGCUCAAUCAUUAACCUCCAUCCACUAUAGGAAUUAGGAAUAUAUAUAUGAUAACACCCCCCGUUCUCCUCCAUCUCCUUUUUCAUAAUUCGGCAAAGGAAAGCAAGCAAGAAAAUCAAAACUCAAUAGUCCUCGCGCCAAAAACAAAACGCUCAGAAUGAAAGCUUAUCAAACACCAUCAAAAAAAGAACACUACUCUCGAACUUCUUCUGAUCGCAUAUGCAAGGAUUCUCUGUUGAAGAAGCCUCUGAAGAAUGCCAAGAAAAGCUUGGACGGUGCGUUUAUCUCGGCUACUCAAGGUGUUUCUCCGGAAAUCAUCAAGGAAUCGAGUGAUUUAUCUCCGGUUUCGGAGAUCUCUGAUGCUAAUCAUUGUAGCCAAACAGCAUCAGUAAAUUUCUCCUCGUUUCAUUCAAAUCGUAUCUCCGUGUUAGCUUUAAAUCCAGUUGUUUCAGCUUCAACAGAAAUAUCCUCUCUCCCAGAUAUUACCCCAAAUUCAAACACCAUCACCAUCACUGAUGAUUUGGGCAGUAUUUCUACGGAUUGUUAUGGUGUUAACAAGCAAUGCAACUCGAAGAUCGGUCAAGUGGAGGGACUGGAGGCAGAUAUUGUGGUGAAUCUUCUCAAACAAGCUCGAAUUGAGGUUUCGAAAGCAGAUGUUCAAUCAAAGAAGCUUCUGGAUGCAUUAAUUAAGGUUGUCAUAGAUGAAUUUUACACUCUAACAGGAGAGAAAGACUUGACAAAUUGUUUUGUUUCUAUGAAAGGGCGUGUCGUAUGUUUGUGUUUUUUGAUUUGGAGCUUUGCGGUGUCUGGGUUCCUCUUGUUUGAUCUGGGAUUGGGUAGCUCCGGUGGUGGACCGCCGCCUACUUAAACUAUUUAGAGGAAAGUGUAUGAAUUUUGUUUGGCGGGUUUAGUUCUGUUCAUUUAUGAUAUGCCAUUGAAAUUCUUUGAUUGACCUUACAA